Molecule: messenger RNA, 2017 nt
Organism: Lecanosticta acicola
Lineage: Eukaryota; Fungi; Ascomycota; Dothideomycetes; Mycosphaerellales; Mycosphaerellaceae
Source: the annotation of a GenBank genome assembly
AUGAAGUCAGCCUCCGGCGUGGCGCUCGUGGCCAUGAUUCCUGCCGUCUCGGCGCAGUUCAUCACACCACCUUCGGAUCUGAAAAGCGUACAAGGGAACGGUGGCUACCCCGUCCGUUACAAGGAGGUUCCCCAAGGAAUCUGCGAGACAGUCGAGGGCGUGAAGAGCUAUUCCGGGUAUACAAGAGUUCCGAUCCAGCACGUCAACACACUGCUUACGCCUUCUAGAUAUGUCGAUGUCGCCGAAGACGAGCAUCUGUUCUUCUGGUUCUUUGAAGCCCGAAAUCAAGACCCAACCACAGCUCCCCUGACGCUUUGGUUGAAUGGUAAUCGGCGACUGGCUUGGCGGAAUGAGUGAAGCACAUCUGACAGCUUCUAGGCGGACCUGGAGACCCUUCCAUGGUUGGACUAUUCGCGGAGAACGGACCGUGCUGGGUGGAUUACGAUGGCAAUCUGCAAUUCAACGAGUACUCAUGGACGAAUAGCAGCAAUAUGCUGUAUCUGGACCAGCCCACAUCCACCGGCCUCAGCUACUCCGUCCCGGUCAAUGCAUAUACAACCGCCGAUGGCUACAUCGCAACCUUGCCAGAUACUACAUGCCCCGACUACGCUCCUGCAGACUCUUGCGGAACUCUGUCUUCAAGCAACGCAUCUUGGACUGCCAACUCUACGAUUGCAGCUGCCCCGAAUGUCUGGCGAGCUCUUCAGGGAUUCACAGGAGCGUUUCCGCAGUACUCCAAGAACGGCGUGCACCUAUCCGUGAGUGGAGAAUCAUGGAUGCCUUGCCCUGCCCACCAAUGCUAAUGGUCAUGACAGACGGAAUCGUACGGCGGCCACUACGGUCCUGUCUUCGCAGACUACAUUCUCCAGCAAAACAGCCUUGACCUGCCAGGGACUACCAAGAUUGAUCUUCGCUCCCUCUCCGUCGGCAAUGGCUGGUUCGACCCCGUCGUCCAGUUCGAAGCCUAUUACAAUUUCACGGUCGACCCAGGAAACACCUGGUCCUUCAAUCCCUUCAAUGAAUCUACCAAAGAGCAAAUCUACAACUCUUUCUACGGCGAAGGCAACUGCCUCGACCAACUCCGAGACUGCAACGCCCGGGGCAUCGAUUCGAUCUGCUCGGCUGCGGAUAAUUUCUGCUACAAUGAAGUCGAGCUCAUCUACGACACCGUCACGGGUCGAGAUGAGUAUGAUCUGAGGGAGCUCCUGCCCGAUCCUUUCCCCUACACGAGCUGGGUGGCCUAUCUCAACAAGCCGGAGAUUCAGAAGGCGAUCGGGGCGUACGUGAACAUCUCGUACUCUACCACCAAUCUCGGCUCCGGGACCGUAGCUACUGCCUUUGGAACAACUGGCGACGAUUCGAGACAGCUGGGCAUUGUGGAGAAGAAUCGCAAGCUGGUGGAAGAGGGUGUCUAUGUCGUCCACUACGCUGGGGAUGCCGAUUACAACUGCAACUGGGUAAGUCCAAACCAAAAAACAAAACGCCCCCUUUCUCUGGUGGUGCUGGUAGCGAUUCCUUCUAACACUUUCCCCCCCCAAAGAUCGGCGGCGAAGAAGUCGCAUCCCUCAUCGCCGCUCCCGGCUUCGCAAAUGCAGGCUACGAAAACAUGACGAGCUCUGCGACCGGCAGCGGCAGCAGCACCACCACCGAAACGGUCCACGGCGUCGUCAAACAGGCCGGCAAGUACAGCUUCGUGCGCAUCUACGAUUCGGGCCACCAGGUGCCCUUCUACAAGCCGCAAGCCGCUCUGGACCUCUUCACACGCAUGCUCCAGGGCGUCGAUAUCGCUACGGGCCACACCAACGUUACGAAUGCCUAUCGGAGCGUGGGCACGGCGAAGAGCACGUAUCGGAAUGAUAAUGCGACGAUCCAGACCACGGUGUUGGAUGCGAGUUGUACGUAUAAUACGGUGACGGACUUGCCGGAGUGUCCCUCGAGUGGCUCGUCUCGGAGGCGGAGGUCAGGUGAGGGCCAAAGGGGCGGGAGUCCGUCUGUACGUAUGGUAGCUUUUAAUUAG